CCUAUUUUUUAUGAUAAACUUAUUAAAUAGGCAUCAUUAUGGUUGAAAUUUCGAAAAGUGACAUGAGGUCGGCAAAUUUAUCAACUGUCCAUAAAACAGACGACAAAGAAAUGUGCGAGAAGGAAAAAGGCGGAGUACCAGCAGAAUAUCACCCCCUACAGAAAACUUGGUCUCUAUGGUUCAAAAAAGAUCAACCAGGAGCAUCGUGGGUUGGUGGGCAGAAAAAAGUACACUCUUUUCAAACAGUUGAAGAUUUCUGGUCACUGUUCAACUACAUCCAGCCGGCGAAUCAGCUGACGAAGGGAUCAGACUACUCGCUGUUCAAGGAGAACAUAGAGCCCUCGUGGGAGGAUGCGGCCAACAAGAAUGGGGGCAGAUGGAUAGUCACAAUCAACAAGGCCAAAGUGGAUGAGAAAACCAACAUCGACAAGUACUGGCUCGAAACGGUGCUGCUGUUGAUUGGGGAGGGCUUCGAGGACUGUCUGGGGGAUCUGGUGGUGGGGGCAGUGGUGAGCAUAAGGGGCAAGUACAACAGAGUGGCUGUGUGGAUCACCACCACAGACAAGGACGCCACAAACUCCAUCGGAGAGACAUUCAAGAACAGACUGAAGAUCCCCACCGGCACCAGCAUACACUUCCAGACGCACAAAGAUGCGCAGCACCAGACAAGUAGUGCAAUGAGGCACAUGUACGUCUUAUGACGUCACACCACCACAAACUCACACUUAAACCAGCCCAACCCCCCCUCUCCCCUCCCUCCUCCAUCUACAACCCCACAAUGACCCACAUCUGUUUGAGACAACGGACAACAUGCUGCGAGAAGAGAUAGAGAGAGAUGAGUGAAGAUCUACAGAUGAAGAAGAUAAGUUAUCUUUUGUGGGCUGUUCAAUUGAGAGGGAGUUGGUUUAACCUAUUCGCCAUCCUUUCUCUUUCUUACUCGCAUUCAUCGUGUGUUGCCCAGACACUUGAAACGAAAAGACAAGAAAAGAAAGGAAGAGACGACGAAAUAGCAGCAGCAGACUCGAUUCUCCAUUAAAACUACUAAAACUAAUUUGAUGAUGAUGGUGGUUUGCUAUAUAAUGAUAUAUAAUGCAGUCAGUACUGUACAAAGGCAGUGUGGCACAGUUUAUGUGCAGCACAACCAAUUGUACAGCACUAUAUUUUGUACAUUGCAACAUAGUGUGCUUAAUUUGAUUUGAUUGAAGCGAAAUCGGUUUAAAAAAAAAAGAAGCAAGAUGUGAAGUAUUUUGGGCUCAGUUAAGUCAACUACACAUCCACUCAACAAUACUUUACGACUAUUAUGGAUGGAAGUCAAUGAACUUUCUUACAAAAUGCUAUCAAAAGAUAGAAAAGGAUUUGUUUCUUCUGCUAUGCUUUCCCAAAUGAAUACUUCAACUAACUUGGCCAAAACGCUUGAAUCUGAUGGUUGAAAUUAAUUACUACGAAAUGUAAUUUAAACAAACUAUUGCAAGAUUAGGGCGUAUUUCAGAACAGCGCAUCAAAUACCUGACGAUCAAAUCAGAUACGUCCAAAUAUAAAUGAAAUAGUCGA
Molecule: messenger RNA, 1551 nt
Organism: Symsagittifera roscoffensis
Lineage: Eukaryota; Metazoa; Xenacoelomorpha; Acoela; Convolutidae
Product: eukaryotic translation initiation factor 4E-like
Exons: 6
Coding region: 39-701 (220 amino acids)
Biological process (GO): translational initiation
Cellular component (GO): cytoplasm; eukaryotic translation initiation factor 4F complex
Molecular function (GO): translation initiation factor activity; RNA 7-methylguanosine cap binding
Source: RefSeq, a predicted model, not a curated record